Messenger RNA from Lycium ferocissimum, 427 nucleotides. RefSeq lists its product as uncharacterized. The transcript has 4 exons. The record is from RefSeq and is a predicted model, not a curated record. NCBI's taxonomy places the organism in Eukaryota, Viridiplantae, Streptophyta, Magnoliopsida, Solanales, Solanaceae. The coding region runs from base 47 to 427 and encodes 126 amino acids.
UGCUGAGAUACCUGGGUCUUCAUCUUAGCCGAGACAGAAUGCGUACAUGGAGGAGCGUGAUAACAUCGAUUGGGCGACGUUUCGCACAUCAUUAGAUGAUGAGCGGCCUGUGAGGAAUUUAGACGGACCCAGGAUUCUUGACUUCGAUGACUUUUUAAUCCCGGAUUCGGCGCUAGUGGGUCUACCAGAGCGACCCACUCAAGCGUUUUCUCAUGGGCCUGCUAAGCCAGAGGUGUCUUCCCAUGUGACUGUCGAGCCACAUGAUUUGGCGCCAGUGGGUCCACAAGAGCAACCCACUCAGGAGCCUACUCAUGGGCCUUCCGAGCCAGAGGUGUCUUCUCAUGAGAUUAUCGAGCCACACCCAUCUCAGGAGCCUACAAACCCAUCUCAGGAGCCUACUCAGGCACCCGUCGAUACACAAGUUUGA